AUGUCGCCCGAUGAUGUGGUCCUGCCAACACCAGCUGCCCAUUCGUUACCCGCAGAGAUGGUAGAAAUGGUCUUUUCGCCGACUCUUUCAUACAUUGCUGCAUCAACCUUCAGGCAUUCAUCAUCCCUUUCCACCAUAACCCCGACUUCUCCGAUGAAUUUGACGUCUAGCGGCGAGUCGAGACCAGGCGCGGAGAAUGGGGAGUGUGCACUGCUAGGCCCCUUUGCUCUCUUCAUACAAGGCGCUCUUGGAGUUUUGGCACUGCUAGUACUGGUCUUUAAGCGAUGGCGGGAAAGGCCUCAGCGACCGAUAAAAAUCUGGGCUUUUGACGCGUCGAAGCAAGUCGUGGGCUCAGCAUUGCUGCACAUUGCCAACCUACUAAUGUCGAUGUUGUCUUCCGGGCAGCUGACUAUAAAAGCUGGCGACUAUCAGGCCAACCCUUGCUCUUUCUACUUGCUGAACUUGGCUAUCGACACUACUGUCGGCAUACCAAUCCUCGUUGUACUUCUACGACUGUUGACGCACGGUUUCUCUCUCACCCCUCUGGGCAAUCCGCCCGAGUCAAUACAGUCUGGGAAUUACGGUCGUCCGCCAAAAACGCAAUGGUGGCUCAAACAAUCCUUCAUCUACUUCCUCGGCCUGCUAGGAAUGAAAGCCUGUGUCUUCUUCAUCUUCCAGAUAUGCCCGUGGAUAAUACGAGUCGGUGACUGGGCUCUACGGUGGACGGAAGGCAACGAGAUGGUGCAAGUCUUCUUCGUCAUGCUAUUCUUCCCCGUUGUGAUGAAUGCGCUACAAUACUAUAUCAUUGAUAGCUUCAUCAAGGACCAGAAGCCAUCGGACCAUGACCCUAUUCCUCACGAAGACGGAGAUGAAGACAGCAUUGAGGAACAUGGUCGGACCAGACGGCGGCGUUCUCACGGUGAAGACUAUGACGGCGCACGUAGUAUCGUUGCUGGGAACGAGACUACUAAAGAUGGUGCGGAAAUCACGGUCGCUGAAGGCAAGGACAAGCCAAAGCUCAAAAUGGAGCCCAGAAAACUGGACGAAUAUGAUCCCGCAGUUGAUGGAGAGGGGAGUGGAAGUGGCGGCGACCUCGAGAAUCCCCCUGAUCCGUCAAAAGAAGGAAAAGCAAAGAUGCAACAGGGUCAUGCAAAAGAUUCGUAG
Molecule: messenger RNA, 1164 nt
Organism: Letharia lupina
Lineage: Eukaryota; Fungi; Ascomycota; Lecanoromycetes; Lecanorales; Parmeliaceae
Exons: 2
Coding region: 1-1164 (387 amino acids)
Cellular component (GO): membrane
Source: RefSeq, a predicted model, not a curated record